Durio zibethinus is the source of this 2092-nucleotide messenger RNA. Its product is annotated as metal tolerance protein C2-like. Gene Ontology annotation, biological process: zinc ion transport; transmembrane transport; intracellular zinc ion homeostasis. Gene Ontology annotation, cellular component: Golgi apparatus; membrane. Lineage: Eukaryota; Viridiplantae; Streptophyta; Magnoliopsida; Malvales; Malvaceae. Gene Ontology annotation, molecular function: zinc ion transmembrane transporter activity. The record is from RefSeq and is a predicted model, not a curated record.
AACAGAGACUUUCCCUUUCUCUUUUAUUCAAUCACAAAGAAAUUCAUUACCCAAAAUUUUCAUAUCCUUUCAAAAUCUCAAUUUCCCAAUUUACAGGAAAAAUUGUCUUUAAAUCGCACCAAAAUUCCUUUUUUUUUUUUACUUAUUUCCAUUUUUCAAUCAUGAAAAUUUCGCUUUUAUAUAUUUGGUUCAAAUCCAAUGGCGUCUAAUUUGUUCCCAUUUAAAGAUUGAUCGUCAAUUAAUUAGGGUUUUUGAAGAAAAGAAUAAAUUGUUUUUAUUUUUAUUUUUUUUAAAUAUGGAGAAAAACAAAUCUUUCAAAUACUACUCUCAAGAGCCCGAUUCACCUCAUCCAUGGAACACCGAUUUCGGAUUCGCCAACGCAAGCGAUCGGCGUUACGCAUUUUCGAGGCAACCGUCGUUUCACCAACCGCAGAGAGAUCCCAUAACACCGAUGACUCCGAACUUUUCCAACGAUUGCAUGAAGCCUUUUCUAUCGAGGAAUGUUUCAAGCAUCGAUAUACCCCCAGGGUUUUAUUCUUAUGACCAAGUAAAGGAAGGAUCCUUCGAAGCCAAAGGAUCCGCAGCGGAGGAUAAAUUCUCGGUUUUGGAAUCGGUUUUGCGGGUUUUUCGGGUUUUGAGAACCGGUAACCGGCAAAUGAAGAGGUUGCUGAUUAUGAUUUCGCUUAAUGUGGCGUAUUCUACUGCUGAGUUGGUGAUUGGGCUCUUUACUGGCCGUAUUGGUUUGGUAUCCGAUGCAUUUCAUUUGACGUUUGGCUGUGGUCUCUUGACGUUUUCAUUGUUUGCGAUGGCUGCUUCUCGAAGAAAGCCUGAUCAUAUUUAUACUUAUGGGUACCAAAGACUUGAAGAAUUGUCUGCUUUCACCAAUGCUCUGUUUCUAUUAUUCAUGUCAUUCUCCUUAGCUGUGGAAGCACUUCAUGCUUUCAUCCAAGAUGAAUCGGAGCACAAGCAUUAUUUGAUUGUUUCGGCAGUGACAAACCUAUUGGUGAAUCUUAUUGGCGUUUGGUUCUUUAGAAAUUAUGCUCGAAUCUUUUUUGUAUACAGGAAACCUGAAGAUAUGAAUUUUCAUUCAGUUUGUUUGCACGUUCUUGCAGAUUCCAUUCGCAGUGCAGGUUUGAUUUUGGCAUCCUGGUUUCUGUCUCUUGGGGUUAACAAUGCUGAAGUUUUGUGUUUGGGAUUAGUUUCUGGUGCAGUCUUCAUGCUUGUCAUGCCACUAUUUAAAGCAACUGGUGGUGUCUUGCUUCAGAUGGCGCCACCUAAUAUUCCAUCUUCUGCUUUGAGCAAAUGCUGGCGGCAGGUUACUUCUCAUGAAGAUGUUAUAGAAGUUUCUCAAGCUCGGUUUUGGGAACUAGUUCCUGGUCAUGUUGUUGGAUCCCUUUCACUUCAGGUGAAGAAAGAGAUGGAUGAUCGCCCAAUACUAGAGUAUGUGCAUAGUUUGUACCAUGAAUUGGGAAUACAUGAUUUGACAGUGCAAUCUGAUCAUGUUUGAACCUCAGGCCUUUUUCUUUUUCCCUAUUUUCAUUGGAUUUACGAGAUUGUUAUGGGGGAAAAGAACCUAAUAUUGGAGUCACUUUGUCAUCCCAAAUGGAUAGGCUACGAGUAGCGGAAAUUUUGAGUCUGCUUCUUGGGUUUAAAUUGCCCAUUUAGAGAAUAACAUUUUAUAGUAGUUUGUAUUAUUUCUAAAUUUCAUGGGGUUUCAUCUGCUGGAUUUUUUUUUUUUCAUCCUCAUAUAUGGAAUUUUAUAUUAGGUAAUUUACAACAAUCCUUCAAUCAUGGUUCAUUGAAGUUUACUUGUUUUUGCUUGUUUUGGAUCUUCCCCUGUUUACAUGCUUGCAAAUUGCAAUGUGUUUUAUCAUAUAUAUAUAUGUAUAUAUGUAUACAUAUAUACAUAUAUACAUAUAUAUAUAUAUAUAUAUGUGUGUGUGUGUGUGUAUUUACAACAAUCCUUCAAUCAUAGUUCAUUGAAGUUUACUUGUUUUUGCUUGUUUUGGAUCUUCCCCUGUUUACAUGCUUGCAAAUUGCAAUGUGUUUUAUCAUAUAUAUAUAUAUAUAUAUAUGUAUAUAUGUAUACAUA